This is a messenger RNA of Penicillium malachiteum, 1629 nucleotides long. Its product is annotated as putative amino acid permease. Lineage: Eukaryota; Fungi; Ascomycota; Eurotiomycetes; Eurotiales; Aspergillaceae. The record is from RefSeq and is a predicted model, not a curated record. The transcript is spliced from 4 exons. Gene Ontology annotation, molecular function: transmembrane transporter activity. The coding region runs from base 1 to 1629 and encodes 542 amino acids. Gene Ontology annotation, biological process: amino acid transport; transmembrane transport. Gene Ontology annotation, cellular component: membrane.
AUGGCUUCUCAAGCAGAAUUUCGCCGUGCAUCCGGGAUAUCUAAUGCAGAGAAUGGCACCAACAACGAUAAGGCCAACCAGACAUUGGAGGAUCUAGGUUAUACACCAGAGCUCGCACGAAACCGAUCCGUCUGGCAGGUUACCUUUAUGUGCUUCAUUCUCUCCUCGGUUCCUUACGGCUUAUCAACAACCUUGUACUACCCGCUUGCUGCAGGCGGUCCGGCCAAUAUUGUCUGGGGUUGGGUUUUGGUUUCAUGUCUGAUCAUGUGUGUGGGCAUUUCGCUGGCCGAAAUUACCUCUGUUUAUCCAACUGCUGGUGGUGUCUACUACCAAACCUUCGUCCUCGCUCCUCCGUGGUGCCGUCGCGUCGCAUCAUGGAUUUGCGGUUGGUCGUACGUCGCUGGAAAUAUCACCAUCACUCUGGCUGUCAACUUCGGAACAACCUUGCUACUUGUCGCCUGUCUCAAUGUCUUCGAAAAAUCUCCUGGUGUGGGUCUUACCGAUGAUUUCCAAGAUUAUCAGACUUUCCUGAUUUUCUUGGCCAUCACCCUUUUGACUCAUGCUAUUCCGUCAUUGAUGAACAAAUAUCUGCCCUAUAUCGAGACAUUCGCCAUCUUCUGGACUAUUGCAGGCUUGGUUGCCAUUGUUGUCUGUCUCCUUGCUAUUGCAAAGGAAGGUCGUCAUGAGGCUUCUUGGGUGUUUGGCGAAUUUGUGCCCCAGGCUGGCUGGCCAGCAGGAUGGUCCUUCUUCAUCGGUCUGCUGCAGGCGGCCUAUGCCACCUCAGCGACCGGUAUGAUUGUCUCUCUCUGUGAAGAGGUCCAGGAACCCGCUGUCAUGGUCCCCAAGGCCAUGAUUGGCACCGUUAUGAUCAACACCAUUGCGGGUCUCAUCUUCCUAAUCCCCGUCUGCUUCGUCCUCCCCGAUCUGACCAUGUUGGUCAACCUCGCCUCCGGUCAACCCACCCCCGUGAUCUUCCAGAAAGCUAUUGGAAACUCCGCAGGAGCCUUCUGUCUCUUGAUUCCCCUGUUGGUUCUUGGAAUUAUUUGCGGUAUUGGAUGUGUGACUGCCACAUCCCGCUGCACAUGGGCAUUUGCUCGUGACGGUGGUAUUCCUGGUUCGGGCUGGUGGCGUGUCGUCAACAAGAAGCUUGACAUUCCGCUCAAUGCCAUGAUGCUGGGUAUGGUAGUUGAGAUUGCUCUGGGUGCCAUUUACUUUGGUUCUACGGCCGCUUACAAUGCCUUCUCUGGUGUUGGUGUCAUCUUUUUGACUUUGAGUUACGCCUGUCCUAUUGCAGUUUCUCUGUUUUUCCGUCGUCGACAGGAUAUUAAGAACGGCCACUUCGACUUUGGCAUUGUUGGUGCUAUUGCCAAUGUCGUUGCUCUCUGCUGGAGUGUUCUUGCCAUUCCACUGUUCUGCAUGCCAACCUUGGAGACGGUAACUAAGGAGAGCAUGAAUUAUGCUUCUGUCGUGUUUGUUGGGUUUGUGCUUAUUGCAGGUGUUUGGUACGCCGUGUGGGGAUACAACAACUACCAAGGCCCUCCCACCGACGCCAUUGGGCGCGACAGCGACUCCAUGCCCGAUUCCAUGCCCGAAGCAACCGCCGACAUUCAAAAAACCAAGAGCCGAUAA